CGUUCAGUAUUGUGUACCUGAUGUUUAACGUUAUUCUGUCGCUUCCAAUUACAAAACAAUAAACAGUUCCAGCUUGCGGGUCGCUGUGUAUUUAUAUCUGAAUCCUACUAAUGACAUUUUUUAUUUUUUGUUUGUUUGGAUAUAAUAAAUCUCUUAAAACAACUUUGAAUAAUACAACAAACACGGGAUAGAUUGACGUCCUAUACAUAAUAUAUCUAUUGUGUGCUGCAAACUUCAAACUUUUCAGUUACAUUGUUAUCAGCUCAUCAAGUUGUGGUCAGCAGCAGUAAUCACUACUCACUAGAUAGUAGAUAAUCAGUUAUUCACUUGGUCAGUAGUACUCGGAAAGUCGGAACACUGUGUGCCUGUGUUCAUCCGUCCCAACUCUCAGUCAGUCACGGGUCAUAAAUAUUGACGGUCGACCAAUGUCCAAAUAAAUGUUGAUGGACGACUUACACGAACAAUUUCCUUUCGAGGCCGACGUGAAUAGAUUUCUGCGGAUCAUCAGCCCGCCGUAACGCCAAACACCGUACUCGAGUUACCGUUCUACCUUACUUCCCGAUCUCACAAAGUAUCCCACCUGUCCUUUGCAAGGCCCGUCUGUACCUGCCACGUACCGAUCUGAUAUGAGUUCGCUCGAGAGCAGCUCCGCUGGGGCCGGAACGCCGUCUACGAUUUCGUUGGAUUCGCUUCCCAUCGAGGUAAACGGGCCAUGGACGUCAUUUUUGAAAGGCGCCUCCCAGUUCGGUGUGGACUAUUUUUUUUUAUGUAGACGCUCGAAUUUGAAAAAUUUUGCGACUUGAGUGCCUACUUUAUUGGGUGUUUACAUAAUUAUGUAUGUUCACAUGUGUGGGAGGGACAUUGAUUGAAAUGUGCUGGGGUCUCAGUAAGACCAUAGUUUUGUAAUUAUAUUCAGAUAGGUACCCAACAGUGUCUCGUUAGAAACUUCCGAGAGUGGUGUAACAAUGGCACCCUCUUGAUCCACUUUUACCUCUUAUUGUAUACAAUUGGUUUAUUAAUUAAAUAAUAUAUCUAUAGCUCCCGACUCUCAAGGGCUUUGCACUGUAUUCUUAAUGAUUUGUGAACGCAUCGAUGCUGACACACUGGUUAGGUCAUUGAUGUACGUCAAUAAACAAUUCUAUGACAUAAUCAGUGACAACUACUUGUGGAAAAAAAGAGCCAUGCAUAAAUUUAAUGAUUGCAAUGUGGCAUUCAUGUUGACAAGCGCUUACAACGAAAACACAUUUAAUUGGAAGCGAUUUGCUUGGCACACAGAAUUGGAAGAAAGUUGUUGGAGCGAAUAUGAGACAAAAACUACAACCACUGUUUUUAGUGGAGCUCAUUUUUCCGAAGUGGAUGCUGUUAUAAUGGCCAAAGACGGUAAUCAUUGUAUUUCUGCAUCAAGAGAUCGUUCUAUAUGCUUAUGGAGCACCACGAUAGGUACAAUCAACAACCCUGUGGUGCACAAAAUAGAUAGUCAUUUAGGAUGGGUAUGGGAUUUAGGAAUUUAUGAUGAUCAUCAUUUUUUAUCAUGUUCUUGGGAUUCAAAAGUCAAACUAUGGAAUACUGACAACUUCACACAAAUUUCACAACCAAUACAAACAUUCAGUACUGAUGCAGCUGUGUUGUCAAUAACGAGCAAAGAAAAUUUUGUUGCUGCUGGACUUUAUAGUCCUAAAAUUAUUGCAUUUGAUCCUCGUGAACCUGAAAAACGACUAUUUGAACUACUAAAUUCUCAUACACGUAGUAUUAUUGACUUAUGCUUAAUAGAAGAUUAUUAUUUAAUAUCGUUGAGUGAAGACAAAACUGUAUCUGUUUGGGAUUUGCGUACAAAUAAUACUGUCAAAUCUAUGUGCCUCUCUAAACAGGGCAGUAGAUUUCCAAUGUGUGCUUCCUACUAUGACAAUAUGCUAUUUAUUGGCGAUAAUCGAGAUUGUAUGUACUGGUUGGACUGUUCAAAUGGGUUGUAUAAUGUACUUGAGACUGUAAAACUUGUAAAGCCUAUAAAUGACUCUCGAAAUUACAAGCUCAAUUGCAUUAAAUGUACUAAUUACGGCAGUAUUAUAACUGGUGGUAAUGAAGGAAUUGUUUAUAUUUUAACUCCAACAAACCCACCAAAAGUUAUAGCUAAAAUUGUUGAUUCUGGUUCAGAAAUAACUUCAAUUGAUUAUCAAAAUGAUACUUUAGUUGUUGGAUAUGUCAGUAGUGAUGUUCAAGUGUGGAAAAAAAAAUAGUUAUAUCUGUGAUAUUCAAAUAUAAUUCACUGCCCUAAAUUCUAAAUUAUAAUACAUAAUUACAUAAUUGUUAAUAAUAAUGUUUUUAUAUAAAUAAUUUGAUGAUACAGAGCAAUGUUUAAAAUACUAUAUUUUAAAAAUAUUUGUCUUUGUCUUUUACAUAAUCUAAUUGAAUACUCAAUCUCUGUCUUCAUUUCAUAAAUACCACAGUUAAAAGACAGUUCUUUUUUAUCUUAUUUUUUUUUAACCAUUUUUAUAUUAUAUGUUUAACUUAAUAACUUAUAAGAAAAUUUUUUAACUUAUAAUCGACUAAUAAUAAAAAUCUACCUGACCUUCUCUUAUUUUAACUAGAACAAUGGGUCAAUUUUAUUAUAAAAAAAUCUACUAAUUUAUAACAUUUUACAUAAUAUUCUUGUUCCUUUUGGUUGAGGCUCACUUCUAUCUAGUCAUUAAUAAAUAUUAAUAUCCUUUGAUAUUAUUAACAAACACUAUUAAUUUAUUUUUCAGUACUUCAGUUUAAUAUAUAAACUACAAGUAUUAUUAUUUAUAUUUACAUUAAUAUAUUAACUGUUAUACUUUUUAAUGAUUUGAUUUAAUUUAAAUACAUUACCAUGACAAUAAAUUGUAACUGUUUUCUAAAAUUAAAAAUGUUUAAAUUACUAUAUUUUUACCAUAUAUGUAUAUUUGUUAUAUUAUAAAGAUAUAUAAAAUAUAAAUUUAUAAAUGUACUA
Molecule: messenger RNA, 2965 nt
Organism: Rhopalosiphum padi (bird cherry-oat aphid)
Lineage: Eukaryota; Metazoa; Arthropoda; Insecta; Hemiptera; Aphididae
Product: F-box/WD repeat-containing protein 9-like
Exons: 8
Coding region: 1074-2234 (386 amino acids)
Cellular component (GO): preribosome, large subunit precursor
Molecular function (GO): protein binding
Source: RefSeq, a predicted model, not a curated record